AAUAUUCUUUUCACUCGAUCCAAAAUCAUUUACAACCAUUUCAAUGUUUAAUUAAACAAAAAAAAAACUUCAUUCUUACCAAUUCGAAUGUCAUUUUUUUCAUCAUGUCCAAUGGUGUAAAUGGUACUCGAUCAUUUUCAAUGAUCAACAAUCAAAUAGAUGAUUCUUCAUUCAAAACGUUGAAAAUAUUCGAUUUAAAAUUACGAACAAAAUGCAUUUACAUAGGCAAAACAAAAAAUGACAUUUCAUUUGUUGAAAUUCGGCCUGAUCGUAUUGUGUUUAACAAUCUAAUUUCUCAAAAUAAGUCAACAAAAUACAAUAUUACAUUGCCGUACGUGGAAAUGACAGUCAUACGUUAUUGUUUCUGUUCGAAUGUUUCAGCCAUAUUUAUCCAACCAAUUUAUGAGUCGUUUCUAAAAUUAUCUGAUUGGAUUAAAAAUACUGGAGCAAACCAUGAAACCCAUCAAAUUUUGAAAAGGUUAAUACCGGAAAAUUUUGUUAUGAUCAACCUCGAAGCUGUUAUUAAUCGUACACACCUGGAUGAAUUCUGUAAAGCUGCCAAGAAUUGCCAGCCGCGAUUACGGAUUAUCGAGAUUAAUAUUUCAUUAGCUUCUGCAUAUCUUAAUCAACCGAAUAAAUUAUUUCAAUUGAAUCAAAUUGUAUCAUCUACGUCUAGUGACGAUAGCUAUAAUCAUUUAAAACGAAAAAAAGAUGAUAAAACUGAAGAAGUUAUCGAUAUCGAUGAUGAAGAUGAAGAAAAACAUGGCGAUAAUCAGGAACAGGAAAAAUCUAAUGAAAAGAAUAAUAUAUUAGAUCAGGCAAUCCUAAAAUAUCCGAACGAUGAAGAUAUCAAACCAAUCAUCCUAUACGGCCACGAUCUAAAAUGUUUACGUGAAGGCCAAUACCUAAACGAUAACAUAAUGAAUUUUUAUCUCAAGUAUUAUCAAAUUAAUGGACAGAUUUCCCAGGAAAUAGUAGAUAAGAUGUACAUAUUCGAUGCUUUAUUCGCUACGCAUUUGCUGAAUGUGAAUACCCGGAAGCGUCAAUUCAAGUAUAUACAAAAUUCAAAAAUGGUUGUAUGCUCUAACCAUGAUAGCCUUGAAAAUUCUUACCAUAAGGUUUUAAAGAAAUGGACCAAAGAUAUCGAUAUAUUUUCGAAAGAUUUUCUUCUUAUUCCAUUAGUCAUCAAUGGUCAUUGGUUUUUAAUCAUCUUAUGCUAUAUUGGAAAUGUGAUUAGUAACGCAAAUAAUUCAACCAACUCGUCUUUGAUGAUGAUUACUCGACAGCAGAAUGAUGUGGCAGCAAAGCGACCAACAUUAAUUGUGAUGGAUUCUCUUGACUGUAAGAAUAAUCGUAGUCAAAUACUUUCCUGUAUAGUCCGUUAUUUGCGACUUGAACUCAAAGAGAAACAUUUGAUUGAAACUUCGAAAUUUGAAUUUAACUUCAAAAACAUCUCCGCCGUUGUACCACAACAACAAAAUUCAUAUGAUUGUGGCCUUUUUGUACUGGAAUAUAUCGAACGAUUUUUGAAGGACCCCGAAGAUAUCUACAAUAGACUAUUAAGAGAUAAAUCAGCUCUGGCUCCAAUAAAUCCAGUCCAGAUAUUAGAUGCCUUUACACCACUAUUGACAGAAAAUGGUGGCAUCAAACCGGUAGAGGAUCAAACACAAUUCCAGAAAAUUUACGAUGUAAUGAAAAGUUGUUCAACAAAAUUGGUUUCCAAAUGUAUUUACUAUCAAAUUCUUAUUUCAACAAGCCCGGAAGUGUUGGAACAAUUUCUUAAAAUUGGUGGAUGGGACCUUAUCUGUUUAUGGGUGAAAUCGUCACGCGAUAUUGGCAACGUUACAUUUUUGUUGGACCUAUUAAAAUUGUUACACAUAUUACCAAUGAAUAUUGAUCGUUUACGUGAGAAUGAGUGUCCAAAAAUUGUUAAAAAAUUGUGUAAACAUGAAAAUGAACAAAUAGCAUUGAAAGCUAAACAAAUUAUUAAAAAAUGGACUAAAAUUAUACAGACAUUGUCCACAACGACGACGACGAACUCUUCGUCAUCGUCAUCAGAUAAAAUCAAUAGUAAUUCGGGUAAAGAGAAAAAACGUAAAUCAUUUGAUAAUUCCUCCUCCUCCUCACCAUCAUCAUCAUCAUCGGAUUAUCUUAGUAUUAAAAAAAGUAAAUUAUCAAAUUCUACGGAUACAGAAACAGAGGUAAUAGCGAUGAAUAAAUUAGAUCGUUCAUCGAAUGAAGCAAUAACUGACGUAUAUGAAACAUAUACGGCAGACGAAAUGAAUAAACUUAUGUUAGAAAAACCAUCGGCAUCAAGUGAAACGAUUAUAACUGCAAAACGUCCUGUUACGGCUAAAGUUAAACCGGGCAAAUUUCGUCUCGAUCUUUCUGUGCCGUCGACAAUCAAGAAUGAUAAAACCAAAAAAUUGAAAAGUAAUCAAAAAACUGAUCAAAGCAAUAAUGAUCAAUCGAUAAAAAAAUUGCUUUCCAAAGAUAAAUCUUUCAAGGUUACUUCACCUACUCCUGCUAACCGUAUUAUUUUAAAGGAUUCGAAGAGCUUUAUGGAUGCCCUAUCGAUGAUGCCCAUAACCAAUGUUGUCAAAAAAAGACGUAAAACAACGAUGAAAUUACCUACAACAACACCGACGUCAACUUCAGCUUUGGCUUUGAAUGCAAAUAAUAUUAGUACUGAUAAUAUGAAACGAGAUUCAUUUGCAUUAAAUGAUAAAUCAAAUAGUAAUACUUCAGAAAUUGCUAUAAAUAAUAUUUCAUCAUCAGAAAAUUGUCAGGAUAAUGAAUCUAAUAAGAUUAAAAAUGAGAUCAGUCCAACACUGACUAUAACUAAUGAUUCUGAUCUUAGAAAUCAUUCUGAUUCAGGAUCAAAUGAUAAUAUCAGCAACAACAAUGAUGAUACUAUAAAUGAUGGUAAUCUUUCUGUAAAAUCUACAACAAAAUCUGUCGCUCCCAGAUUUUCAUUCUAUAAAGAUAUCCUUGAUGAAAAAUGUGAUGGUCAUGAUGAUAAUGUUGAGAAUGAUGCUUCUUCGAAAUUGAAUAGUAAUAAUAAUACAAUUUUAAAUGAUGAUUCCGCUAAUAAAAAUAGCGAUGCUAGCGACGUUACUGCCAAUAAUAGUAAAAAUAUUGUAGUUAAUGUCCAUUCAGAAGAUGAAAAAUCAAUUUCAAAUAGGCAAAAUGAUGUUGGUGAUAAUGUUGAUAAUGAUGAUGAUAAAAAGUUGGAUUUCAAAUCAAAUGCAACAAGUGUUACAUGUUCGGUUAAUUCUUCCAAACCGAAACCAAUAUUAUGCUAUAUACGCAAAAAUUCCAAAAAACGUGUUAGGUGGCCUGAUGAUGAUACUGAUUUGGAGAAGGUCAGAUAUUUUGAACUUGACGAAACGGAACGAAUCAAUGUGACCAGACCGUCGGCCGAUAUGAAACGAUUUGAUAUGAAACAUGAAGCCCAAAUGAUGAGUGAUGCUAAAAAGAGUCGAUGCUUUAGCUAUGCACCAUGGCAUCUAAUACCGAUAGAUAUAGAUCCAUCUAAUAUUCUUGUCGAACGUGGGAAAGAUUCUCGUGAACGUAUUAUACAAAUGGAACGGAUGCAAACAACUUUAGAAUGUUUUUACUUUCAUAAUCAAUUGCCGGAUAGUGCCGAUGAACCGGAUCAUAAUGCUUAUGAGCUUAUGUCCGAUUUAUCUAGUCAAGAUAUUAAAACAAAAAUUAUACCGUUAGAGGAUGAGAAUGCAAACACAAUGGAUAGGGCAGUUAUUCAGGACUAUUCUUCAACAAUGGAUCAACCACAACAGCUUCCACCUCCAAUAAUUGAUCCUAUUGCAUAUAAUAAUAAUAUGCCAUUUAAUGUGGGUGGUGGCCCAAUAAUGGAUAAUGGUGAAAAUUAUAUUCAAAGUUCUGGUGAACAAAGCUAUUUGCCACCACCAUCUCAAACAUUGCCUUUCAAUCACCAACAGUCAAUGGGUUCACAACAAUCUAAUUAUAAUACCGGAACUCUUCCAUAUCAAACCAAUCUUCCAACAAACAAUUACAAUGAUAACAAUAUGGGGCUACCGCCACCUAACCAUCAACCGUUUGAUCAUCCACCACCGUCUACGAAUAAUAAUUUCAAUAACGAUUAUAAUUCUUAUCGACAACCACCAGUUUUCAAUCCUGCGCCGCCAUUUUCUGAUUUUUCGAACGUUCCCCCACCAUCUAAUAAUAAUAAUAAUUUUGGUGCUGGAGCGCCCCAAUUUUCCAAUAAUAAUCAAGGUUUUGGUCCUCCGCCAUUAUCACAACCCAUUCAAUCGAAUGAUAAUUACUGGCCCGAGCCGAAUUUCGGAAAUAAUACUAAUCCAAACAAUAAUCAUCUCAAUCCUAAUUAUCCGCCUGGUGGACCACCACAACCAAGUCUACCGCCUCCACCAUAUCAUCAAGGUCCACCUGGCCCAAGAAUGUUUCGCCCAAGAGGUUCAGGUGGUGGUCCACGAGGUCCACGAUUCUUUGGUGGACCUCGUGGAGGUGGACCAGGCGAUAUGUGCAGAUUUUUCUUUAAAACGGGAAAAUGUAAAUUUGAAAAUCGUUGCAACUAUUCGCAUGUGAUGGAUCAGCAAAAGCCUCCUAUUCGUUUCUAAAAUUCAUUUGCAAUUCAAUUGUACAUUCUUUCAUUCAAUUUGUAAUUGCACACACAAAUUCAUACUCGUCAAAUGCUCAUAAAAAUUCUAACUUUGUACAUUUAUCAAAUUACAUCUAGUUUAUUUUUUUUUCGAAAUUCUUUCU
Messenger RNA from Dermatophagoides pteronyssinus (European house dust mite), 4764 nucleotides. RefSeq lists its product as uncharacterized. Gene Ontology annotation, cellular component: PTW/PP1 phosphatase complex; chromatin; nucleus. The record is from RefSeq and is a predicted model, not a curated record. Lineage: Eukaryota; Metazoa; Arthropoda; Arachnida; Sarcoptiformes; Pyroglyphidae. Gene Ontology annotation, molecular function: metal ion binding; protein phosphatase 1 binding.